AGUGGUUCCCUGUCAGACGUUGUGCAUAUCAACGGCAUCUUUUGGAAAAGCAAACGAAGCAAUUAGAGAAAAAGCGAAAAGGAAAUUCCAUUUUCUAACCAAACGGAAUAUAUCUACGAGUAUUUAAGAGCAUUAACGCCUACGCAGUCACUUUUUAGCGCGUUAAAUUUUGUUAAAAACUAAAUCCACUAAAAUGAAUAAGUUUUUGUUCGUGUUUGUUGCACUUUUUGGAGCCGCCGUUGCUCAAGAUAACUUCAAGUGUCCCGAUGACUUCGGUUUCUACCCACAUGACGUUUCUUGCGACAAAUACUGGAAAUGCGACAACAAUGUUGCGGAGUUGAAGACCUGCGGCAAUGGUCUCGCCUUCGAUGCCUCAGACCCGAAAUUCCUGACGGAGAACUGCGAUUACUUGCACAAUGUGGAUUGCGGCGAUCGCUCUCAGUUGGAACCACCAAUUUCGACCCCACACUGCUCCCGCUUGUACGGUAUCUUCCCCGAUGAGAACAAAUGCGAUGUCUUCUGGAACUGUUGGAACGGCGAACCAUCCAGAUACCAGUGCUCUCCCGGUCUUGCCUACGAUCGUGACGCCCGUGUGUGCAUGUGGGCCGAUCAAGUGCCAGAAUGCAAAAACGAAGAAGUCGCUAACGGUUUCAGCUGCCCCGCCGCCGGAGAACUUGCCAACGCUGGUUCCUUCUCGAGACACGCUCACCCCGAAGACUGCCGCAAGUACUACAUCUGUUUGGAGGGUGUUGCCCGUGAAUACGGUUGUCCCAUUGGCACAGUUUUCAAAAUUGGCGAUUCUGAUGGCAGUGGCAACUGCGAAGACCCAGAGGAUGUUCCCGGAUGCGAGGAUUACUAUGGUGAUGUAGAUCUGAAGGCUCUGAAAAAAUUGGGCUAUUAAAGAGCCCAAAGCGGCCGUCGGGAGGGUGAGGCUGUGCUCGGUGACGACCAAAAGAGAUUAUGUGCAAAGUAACGGACUCGGAACGAAGGAGGAACAAAAGUGGAGGAGGAAGAUGUAUGUGUGUGGGAGGGAAAGUUAGCACAGCCGAAAAACGUGGAAGAUACCAUUUAGAAAUGCAGCGAAAUUAACAAACAAACACAAACACAGAUGCGGGCUCCCGGUCGCUUCGCAAUCAACAAAAAGUCACACGCUUCUAAGACUGAGUUACAACAAUAACAGCAACAGCCAACAAAUUCGUCGCCACAAUUCUGCGCAAAGGAUUUCCAUUUAAAUUGACGCCACUGAGACAAAUAGAAUGCACAAAGAAGCUUCGCUCCCAUACAGUCUGCCAAAGUGGAGAGCCAGCAGCGCAGAACUCAAACCACAUCUGAGUAUGUGUGGGUGUGUGCGGUCCACCGUUAAUGCAUAUGAGCUCAUGCUUGUGUGUUCAUGCGCUUAAGUGCGUCUGUGUAUGUAAAUGCAAUAAUAAGCAGAGCAAUAAACGAUCGCAUUUAAUUUGUCAUUAGCCACACCACAUGCAGCUUUCCGAUAUUUAUUGCUAAUACUUUGAUAGCAGCAUGUUAAUUUAUUAAUUAAAAUCACACCCUCCAACUGCAUUCGGUCCAAAUGCACAAGCAGCGCACACACACACCGAGACACCCACUUUCCACACAGCGAGUGCGAAGCUCAAAUCUAACGGUCACGUACUAAUAAAUGCUCAAAUUCCUAAAUUCUGUUAGAUAAAGCGUGUGCGCACACACACACACACCCACACACACACUUUAAAUAGCAAAUAAGCGUUCUAACACACACACGUCUACACAUAUGUAUAAAUGGUAUAUAAUCUGUAUAAAUUCUAUUGUAUUGUACAUUAGUGUAUAUAUGUACUCUUAAGUGUUGAUAAAUGGCAGGAUCAGUGCAACAGAGUCAAUAUAAUUUAGUAUUUCGUAUUUAAGUUAUGAAUAAAUCGAGAAUAAAUGUGAAAGCAAUUCAUAAACAAAUAAAAUUAAUUUUCCACAUUCAGUAAAUGAAUGCAAA
Molecule: messenger RNA, 1978 nt
Organism: Bactrocera neohumeralis
Lineage: Eukaryota; Metazoa; Arthropoda; Insecta; Diptera; Tephritidae
Gene: Gasp
Product: protein obstructor-E
Exons: 5
Coding region: 194-901 (235 amino acids)
Cellular component (GO): extracellular region
Molecular function (GO): chitin binding
Source: RefSeq, a predicted model, not a curated record